Molecule: messenger RNA, 2858 nt
Organism: Stegodyphus dumicola
Lineage: Eukaryota; Metazoa; Arthropoda; Arachnida; Araneae; Eresidae
Product: ABC transporter G family member 20-like
Cellular component (GO): membrane
Molecular function (GO): ABC-type transporter activity; ATP binding; ATP hydrolysis activity
Source: RefSeq, a predicted model, not a curated record
CGUUGAUUCUUCGAUAAAAGUGGUGGUGUUUACAGUUACAUGGCUGAGCGGGAGAAAGUCAGUGGCGAGGGUUAAGGGAGAAAGUAUUUCAGUAACCGGUCAGCUUAGCUCGUUGCCAGAUCAGUUCAACACGUUUGUUUCCUCGAGGCUAUCUGAAAUCAUGCGGCUUCCGCGAUCAGAGUCACUUCAGGGGGCUUUGAACUUAGACGUUCUGCCUCAAGUUCCAGUUAUGGAAGAAGCCCAAAAACCUAAAAAUUCUUCUUUGGCUGUGGAAGGUGAAGGAUUGUGUUUUCGUUUCGGACGUCGUUCGAACAGUGAAUGUAUACUGAAUGGGCUAAAUAUAUCUGUGGAGAGAGGAAUAAUAUACGGUCUUUUAGGACCCAGUGGUUGCGGCAAAACUACUCUUUUACGAUGCAUCGUUGGACGAUACAAGCCGAGCAGUGGGAUUAUCAAAAUCUAUGGCAAAGUUCCUGGGCAGAAAGGAUUUUGUGUCCCUGGCCCUGGAGUAGGGUUCAUGCCUCAGGAAUUGGCUCUCUAUCCAGAAAUCACAACAGAAGAGACUCUUACCUAUUUCGGAAGACUUUACCAAAUGAAAAACAAACAAAUCAAAGAAAGAAUCUCAUUUCUGGCUGAGUUUUUGGAUAUUCCCGACAAGAAAAAACAAAUCAAAUAUCUCAGUGGUGGCCAGCAAAGACGGGUAUCAUUCGCUGCUGCUCUUAUACACAAGCCGCCUCUUGUUAUAUUAGACGAACCAACAGUCGGUGUGGAUCCCCUUUUGAGAAGAAGUAUCUGGAGCCACUUGGUGAAACUUGCAGUAAUGGAUUUUACCACUAUCAUAAUCACGACGCACUACGUGGAGGAAGCCAGACAAGCUCACGUAGUAGGUUUAAUGAGAGAUGGUCGUCUAUUAGCGGAAAAGAAUCCCGAGAUUUUAAUACAAAAUUAUGGAGCUUAUACCUUGGAGGAUGUGUUUCUCAAGUUAUGUAUGAAAGAUAGUGAAGCCACAGAGGUUUCUGAAGGCACCAUCGAACAUCAACUGCAGGAACCGAAUGAAUAUGGCAAUGGUUCUACUGGACAACAAGUGUGGAUGCCUCGCAGAACUCACGUCAAUUAUGAGGGCGAUGUAUCAUUUUCCUCCAGUGGACAAGAUCAUCAUAAAGCGGCACUUCUCAACAAUGUAGGUGAUGCGGAUAUUGACCUGAAAACGGAUGAGAGUUGCCUUGGCAAUAUUCGAAGCACCGGUGAACGAAUGGCAGCUUUGAUUAAUAAGAAUUUCGUACGUCUGAAAAGAAACAUACCGCUCGUAUUCUUCCAAGUAUUCGUGCCUGCUUUUCAAGUUAUAGUAUUCUGCUUAUGCGUUGGAGGAGAGCCUUUCGAUCUCCCGGUUGCCAUUGUUAAUUUGGAGUUCGAUCCAGCAGGAAAGGGCGACAUGUUCCUGAAACAUUUGAGUCCUCAUACGUUUCAUCAGAAUAAUUUUACGAAUUUGAGUCUCGCUUUUGAAUCUGUUAGAAGGGGUGAAAACUGGGGAGUUGUAUACAUCGGACCAUCCUUCACGGAUAGUUUGAUAGAUCGGUAUUUACAGGGUAUUGAUGUCGACAACGAAACAAUUCAAAACAGUACCAUAAAAGUAUAUCUGGAUAUGACAAAUCAACAAAUUGCUGCAACUAUCUUUUCAAAGAUUAUGGACAGUUUCGAUGAUUUCGCCAAGGAAAUGUUGAGAUUGUUCCACAGAAAUCCUCUCAUAGCAGAUCCUCCUAUAGUGAUAAAAGAACCUAUAUAUGGAAAGUUAAAACCCAAUUUUACUGAAUUCAUGGCUCCAGGAAUGAUAUUAGGAAUUACAUACAUCAUGGCUGUCGGUCUAAGCGCUAUGUCUAUUAUCAUAGAGAAGAAGGAAGGUUUACUGGAUAGAUCUUGGAUUGCUGGCGUCAAGUCAUGGGAAGUGAUGUUUUCUAUACUGUUUACAUUGUUUAUCGUGAUGUUGUUCCAAGUGGCACUUGUGCUUCUUUUUACUUUCCUUGCCUUUAACAUCCCAUCACACGGCUCUCUUGUCUGGGUAGUCAUUGGUGUUCUUCUGGUUGGUUUGGAAGGCAUGUCUUAUGGUCUCUUUAUAUCAGCGAUCUGUAAUGAUGAAAACAUUGCUGUCAUGAUAGCGAUGGGAUCCUUCUAUCCAAACCUCUUACUAAGUGGAAUCAUAUGGCCUGUGGAGGCUAUGCCCUACUACUUACGACAGCUCAGUUACUGCCUACCUCUUACACUUAUAGCCAAUACAAUGAGAUGUGUGUUAUCCCGUGGAUGGAGCAUCUCUGACAAUGGCAUAUGGGAUGGUUAUUUAGUGGCUAUAGCCUGGAUUGUACCUGUCAUCUUGAUCUCAAGCUUAUUUUUCAAGUUUAAAAAGUGACGAAAACCAAAAUAGUGUUUAAAUAAGUGUUUGUUUCAAGGCCAUAUCCAAUAAUUUUAUCUCCAAGAACAAAUUGGUGUAUCUGGAUUACAACUUUCAUAUGCUUUCAGUAGUACGUGUUUAAAAUGUAAAAGCUGAAUGUUGAAAGGUUUUAGACAGCUGAAAACUCUUGUAGUUUGUUAUUCUACAAUAAGAAUUUGGAAUCAGUCGUGAACACCAGAAUGAGUAAUUUGGAAAGAGAAAUUUACACCAGUUUUUAUCAUGUAUAUUUUGUAUAUAUGUAUAUUACAUUACAUGUUAUAUGUUAUCUGAUCAACUUACGGGUCUCGCGAGGUUUUAAAAACUUCUUCAUGAGAAAGUUUAAAUGCUAUUUAACUUAAUUAUUGCGUAUUAUAUUGUAAUGUUGCGCGCUUCCAACAUGCACGCAACAAUAGUGGUGACUGCUAUGAACUGGAAAGUA